AUGGAAGAAUCGCAAGAAAACAUACAAGAAACUGAAGCAAAUUUUUCGAGAAAAAGGAUUCCUCAAACAAAAAAGUGGAAGCGCAAUGAGAAAAAAGUUUCUCGGCAUACAGAUGCACAUCGCUCAGAAAAAAUUAUUGCAUUUCAUUCUGCGUUUUAUCGGACAAAGUCAGAAAUGGAUCAGGAUAACUUCAUCCUAAAACAUACAAAAGUGUCGCCAGUCAGCCGUCGUCGCCCUAAAACUGGUGCUAGAUCUGGAAAAGGAUUUAAUGUUGUGUAUUAUGCACGCAGAAGGAAUAAUAUUGUACCGAUUUGUAGGAAGACAUUUCUGCAGAUUUUAGGCCUAAAAAAAGGGCGCGUAAAUGGCGUCAUAAGCCGUAAUUUUAUGAGUAUGGGGGCUUCAGCACAAGAAAAUAGAGGGGGAGAUCGGAAAAAAGUCAAAUUUUCAGCACAACGCAGAUCUGUAAAAGAUUUUAUAAAAAAAUUCAAACCUCUUGAGAUACAUUAUUGCCGAGGGAGCAUAAAAUGCAGACAAUACUUAUCGUCGAACCUAUCCAUUGCAAAAAUGUAUAGAUUGUACAAAGAUCAAGCUGCACCGGAAUCUAUGAAUGUUAAAGCUUCAUAUUUUAGAAGGAUCUUUAAUACAUGUUUCAAUAUUGGUUUCGGAAGUCCACGUACUGACGUAUGCUCAACAUGCCUUCAGUUACAAGAGCAAAUGAAACACGAAAAGAACGAAAACAAAAAAAAUGAAUUGAUGAUCAAUAAAAGGGUUCAUAAACUCAGGGCAAGGGCUUUCUAUGACUUACUCAAAGAAAAUAAUGAAAAUUUGUUAAUUUUGAGCUUUGAUUGCCAAAAGAAUCAACCGAUGCCCAAAAUACCGGAUCAAAUAACAUAUUAUUCCCGGCAACUGUAUAUUUACAACUUUACUGUUGUUGUAGGACACUCUAAAAUGGAGCUUAAGAAAGAAAAUGUCUAUUCUUAUACGUGGACGGAAGAUAUUUUACCAAAAGCCUCCAACGAAAUUGCAAGCGCUGUCUUCCACUGCUUGUGUCAAUUAGUUGAAAAAUAUGAACAAGCUACCAAAAUUCGGCUCGUAUGUGAUGGGUGCAGUGGUCAGAAUAAAAAUAGUAUUGUUUUAGGGAUGGCCUCCAAAUAUUUAUUGGACUACGCACCUGCACGAAUCAAGUCCAUUGAGAUCGUGUUCCCAGUUGUGGGGCACUCUUUCCUUCCACCGGACCGAGUGUUUGCGCAAAUAGAAAAAAAAAGAAAAAAAAAAGAAGAGAUCAAUAACCCAGAAGCUUAUGAACGAAUUUUUACAGAGCAUGCGACUGUUCUACAUUUAGGAACUGAAGUAGAAGCCUAUCAGUGGAAGGAGGAAUGUGCGAAAGUUUUAAAGCCAACCAGUGCAAUGCACUUUUCUAUAAAGGAAUGUAAAAGAUUUAUUCUGAAACGAAAUAAGACGAAAACAAAUGUAUUAGUAAGGGGUGAAGUUAGUUACCGUAAUCAGCAAUCAGAUUUCAAACUUAUUUGCAAAAAAGGAAAAUCGGUGAGUCAAAUCAACCCGGACCCAGCACCUCUUUUCAUAAAAGUGAAAGAUAAAAAACUAAGUGAUGUAAAAACUUUACUCACCACGCAUUAUGGCGAAAAUUGGGAAGAACUAUCAGAUUUAAAUUACUUCAAAGAAGUUCUAAGCCGACCAGAUUCAUUACAGCAUGAAUACGAACAUGAAAAUUGCGAACCAAUGCAAGAAAUUCCACAUCUAAUAGUUUAA
Pieris macdunnoughi is the source of this 1770-nucleotide messenger RNA. NCBI's taxonomy places the organism in Eukaryota, Metazoa, Arthropoda, Insecta, Lepidoptera, Pieridae. The record is from the annotation of a GenBank genome assembly.